Molecule: messenger RNA, 1712 nt
Organism: Fukomys damarensis (Damara mole-rat)
Lineage: Eukaryota; Metazoa; Chordata; Mammalia; Rodentia; Bathyergidae
Gene: Saraf
Product: store-operated calcium entry associated regulatory factor
Exons: 6
Coding region: 32-979 (315 amino acids)
Biological process (GO): regulation of store-operated calcium entry
Cellular component (GO): endoplasmic reticulum membrane
Source: RefSeq, a predicted model, not a curated record
CCGGCUCCCCGACUUGCUUGUGUUUCUGCUAAUGGCGAGCCCUGCGCUGUGCUGGAACGACCCUGACAAAAUAUUGUUGCGGGAUGUAAAAGCUCUUACUCUCCACCAUGAUCGCUAUACCACUUCCCGGAGGCUGGAUCCAAUCCCACAGCUGAGAUGUGUUGGUGGCACAGCUGGUUGUGAUUCUUACACCCCACAAGUCAUACGGUGUCAGAACAAAGGUUGGGAUGGUUAUGAUGUACAGUGGGAAUGUAAGACUGAUUUGGAUAUUGCAUACAGAUUUGGAAAAACUGUGGUGAGCUGUGAAGGCUAUGACUCCUCUGAAGACCAGUAUGUACUCAGAGGUUCCUGUGGCUUGGAGUAUCACUUAGAUUACACAGAGAUUGGCCUGAAGAAAUUGAAAGAAUCUGGAAAACAACAGGGCUUCUCUUUCUCUGAUUAUUAUUAUAAGUUAUACUCGGCAGAUUCCUGUGCCACUGGUGGAUUGGUUACCAUUGGAGUGCUGCUAACUAUUGCCUUUGUAGUUUAUAAGUUGUUUCUCAGUGAUGGCCAGUAUUCACCCCCACCGUAUUCUGAAUGUCCACCAUAUUCCCAGCAUUAUCAGAGGUUCACCAGCUCCGCAGGACCCCCUCCACCAGGCUUUAAGUCUCAGUUCACAGGACCACAUAAUACUGGCCGUGGUGCAGCUUCUGGUUUUGGCAGUGCUUUUGCAGGACAAGGACAUGAAAAUGCAGGACCAGGGUUCUGGACUGGCCUGGGAACUGGAGGGAUAUUAGGAUAUCUCUUUGGCAGCAGUAGGACAACAACACCGUUUUCGGACUCGUGGUACCACCCUUCCUAUCCUCCUCCGCACACUAGCACAUGGAAUAGUCGUGCUUACUCACCACCUCGUGGAGACUUAGGGGGCUAUUCAGCAUGUUCUAACUCAGAUACGAAAACCAGAACAACAUCAGGAUAUGGUGGUACCAGACGACGUUAAAAAAGUUGAACACUGGAGGCAAAAUUUCUGAGGUUUCAUCACUUUCUCUUAGAAAAAGUACUACCUACUAACAAGUGGAGAAGGAAGUAUUCAAAAGUUUUGUGGUGUUUUGUCCUGUAUAGCUUCUUGUAUUUUAUUAUUUGUGGCUAAGUGUUGGUAUACAAGAUGUUUGUUUAUUGUAUAUUAGUAUAACACGCAGGUGUAUAGUGCAGUUUUUGAAAGUGUUGAUUCCUGUGGAAUGCUAAAAAUUUAUUGUUUGCUUCUAUAUAAAACCUGUGAAACCAUAGGAGGCAUUACUAAUGAAAAAGUCACCAGUAGAAACUGGUAAAGAAAAUUUCAAUCUUAGGUGGUUUUAAUGGAUGAGUCAUUACCUCAUCUAAACAGUAAUAUUCUUGUUGGUGUUACAUAAUUUGGUGUUUCCUAUUCUUCAAAUAUUUAAACCAAGCUUUGGACUACUAAUUAUGCUAAUUUGUAGGUUCUGAUCACUUUGGAGCUCUGGAACUCUUAAUCCUCAAGUGAGAGUUACUCUUUACAGGUAAAGGUAGAAAGUAAGCACCUACAAGGUUGUGAAUGAUUUUGUGCUGACAGAUGUACUUGAAAUUUCCCUGUUUCUUCAUUUCCUAAGAGGUGAAGUUCAGGUACUUCAACAAAGGUCUUUUAAUAGCAAAAGCAUGCAUUUCUCUGUGAAAUCUCAAAUGUUGUUGUAAUAGUGUUUGAAUCACAUUAAAAUGAC